Megalops cyprinoides (Indo-Pacific tarpon) is the source of this 731-nucleotide messenger RNA. It is a transcript of the gene nme5, whose product is annotated as NME/NM23 family member 5. NCBI's taxonomy places the organism in Eukaryota, Metazoa, Chordata, Actinopteri, Elopiformes, Megalopidae. Gene Ontology annotation, molecular function: nucleoside diphosphate kinase activity. The record is from RefSeq and is a predicted model, not a curated record. Gene Ontology annotation, biological process: UTP biosynthetic process; CTP biosynthetic process; negative regulation of oxidative stress-induced intrinsic apoptotic signaling pathway. The transcript is spliced from 6 exons. The coding region runs from base 81 to 731 and encodes 216 amino acids.
GCGAACGAGUGGGGGAGCUUCGUUUUGGUGUAAGCUCAAUAUUAAGCUUGAGAUAUCUCACGCAUUGGUAUCGGAAAUCAAUGGAUGAGACGCCGUUGCAACAGAUGUCCCCUCCUCACAUUUAUGUGGAGAGGACACUGGCUUUGAUCAAACCGGACGCCAUUCACAAAGCCGAAGAAAUCGAAGACAUCAUUCUGCAGUCGGGGUUCACUAUUCUACAGAAGAGAAGACUGCAGCUGAGCCCGGAGCAGUGCAGUGAUUUUUAUGCAGAACAGUACGGCAAACUGUUCUUCCCCAGCCUUACUGCCUUCAUGAGCUCCGGUCCCAUCACGGCCCUGGUACUGGCCCGGGACCACAGCAUCGCACUGUGGAAGGCCUUGAUUGGGCCUGCCAACAGUUCCAAGGCAAAAGAGACACAUCCUCAUUGUCUGAGGGCCAAGUAUGGAACCUCUGACCUGAGGAAUGCAGUGCAUGGCAGUGACAGUUUCUCCGCUGCAGAGAGGGAGAUCAAAUUCAUGUUUCCCAGCUCUUUGAUUGAACCAAUACCCAUGGGUGAGUCAGCCAAAGAUUACCUGAGCAGGUUUGUGAACCCCACGCUGCUUACAGGACUGACAGAGCUCUGCAAGAGGAAGCCAGCAGAUCCUUUUACCUGGCUAGCUGAUUGGCUGGUCGAGAACAAUCCCAACAAGCCUAAAAUAUCUGAUGGACCAAUAAUUGAGGAGGCAAAAUAA